This is a messenger RNA of Ordospora colligata OC4, 738 nucleotides long. RefSeq lists its product as uncharacterized. The coding region runs from base 1 to 738 and encodes 245 amino acids. NCBI's taxonomy places the organism in Eukaryota, Fungi, Microsporidia, Ordosporidae. The record is from RefSeq and is a predicted model, not a curated record. The transcript has a single exon.
AUGGUGCCUGAGUACAGAAAACAUUUCACAUCAACAGAAAAACUUGUUGUUUGUAAGGCUGUAGAUAUAUACGGGAUCGAUAGCGAAGCAUCAAUAACAAGGUACAUUACAGCAAUGUAUUCGUAUAUCCAUCCCAAGAGGUGGAAACAAAUAUACAGGGAUGUGCUCGACACAUACAGGAUGCAUGGAUACACAUCCCCUGUUGAUUUUUGUGAAGAUCUAAGGUUCAAUGCUGCAAGAAGGGUUUAUGCAGAGAAAAACAGGCUCAGGUCAGCCAUUCUUGACGGUCAGUGUAUCGGAUGUGUUGAGACAUCUAUGGAACACGACUGGAAUAUAGGAGAUAUAAGUAAGCCAAAGGAAGAACCAAACAAAAGCACUUCAAUUCAGGAACUGGAUGAUAAACAGCUUUGCUCAACUGUGGAUCCGCAUAUAAUGAAGCAACACGUCUAUGCAAUGAACAAGCAGAGCACAAAAGACUGUAUAGAUGUCUUGAGAAGCCCGCAGAAAACAAACAAAUGUGAAAGCGUGCCAAACGAGAAGGAAAAGAAAAGGACAUACUAUGUAAUGUCUGAUGAGGAAAGAGAGUUUGAUGAUUUCAUGGACAAGCUUGAGGAGGGCGAAUACACCACUGCAAGCUCGUUUGAAAUUCCACCUAACAAACUAAAGGGAAAACACUCAGUAAUCAAAGGCAUCGCUGAUUCAGGCAUUGUAAAUACCAUUAAAGACAACAAAGAUUAA